Dendroctonus ponderosae (mountain pine beetle) is the source of this 1470-nucleotide messenger RNA. Its product is annotated as lipase 1. The coding region runs from base 185 to 1387 and encodes 400 amino acids. The record is from RefSeq and is a predicted model, not a curated record. NCBI's taxonomy places the organism in Eukaryota, Metazoa, Arthropoda, Insecta, Coleoptera, Curculionidae. Gene Ontology annotation, biological process: lipid metabolic process. The transcript has 6 exons. Gene Ontology annotation, molecular function: hydrolase activity, acting on ester bonds.
UACCUUGGAAGCAGAGUGUGAAAAUUUCGGUCAAACUGUCUUUUCACGGCCACCUGCAAGAUAAGGCAAGUACACGAAAUCGUUAAACUCAUACUAAAAAUUUGCUCGUGACUUUCAAAGGCUGUCGCUCGUGCCUAUAAAAAGUCCUGCUGGUUUGGAACCGGCAGGAAACCCACUCGAAACCAUGGUGGUACCAGAAGUUCUCACUUCGAUUGUUCAAUUGGUUGCUGUCCUCCUCAACAACCUCACAGGGGAUUUAUUUCAUUUUCCCGAAAACACCGCUAUCGACAUCAUCAAGGAGGCUGGAUAUCCAGUGGAAAUCCACACAGUGACCACUGAGGAUGGAUAUAUUCUGAACAUGCACCGGAUUCCGCACAAUGGGAAGGAAACAAGUGCGUCCAAAGGGCCGAUCCUAUUGGUUCAUGGCCUGCUGCUCAGUUCAGCUGAUUGGGUGGUAACCAGGGAAAAAUCAUUGGCGUUCGUGCUGAGCGAAGCCGGUUAUGAUGUUUGGUUAGGAAACAACCGGGGAAACACAUACUCUAGAAGCCAUCUUCGUUUGGACCCCGUCACUGAUCGAAAGGAGUUCUUUGACUUCAGCUACCAUGAAAUGGGAAAGUUCGACCUGCCUGCCAUGAUCGACUACGUCCUGAUGCAAACGCAAAAAACGAAAAUUCCCUAUGUGGGAUUUUCCGAGGGAACCACCCAGUUCUGGGUGAUGGCAUCCGAACGGCCCGAGUACAACGAGAAAAUCCUACUGGCCAAUUUUUGGGCACCGGUCAUCGAAAUGGGCGGAGCCACCAGCAUUCCCUUCAAUCUAUUGGCCAUCGUUUAUCCAAUCGAAAAGAUAGCGUUGCUGACAAACUUGUACGAACUGUUUCCGCACGCCACUGUUUCAAACAAGUUCAGAGCACUGUGCUUACUGGAUGACAAACUUUGCUCAGAACUGUUCAGUUUGAUUGGAUCGUCCAAUGAGCGAAUGCCCAACAAGGCCUGGAAGGCGAAAAUCUUGGAAAACUUUCCAGCUGGCAUGUCGUUGAAGCAACUCUACCACUAUGUGCAAGGAGUUCGCUCCAAGGUUUUUCGGCCGUUUGACUACGGCGAAGACAUCAAUAUGGAGGUUUAUGGCAAACCCGAACCUGAUCCAUACGACUUCAGUAGGUUCACAGCUCCAGUGGUGCUCUACUAUGGAGAUGCGGAUAUCUAUGUGAACAAUGCGAGGCUUCUGGAGCUAGCGGCGCCCCAGAUGAAGAAUGUGACCGAAUUUCGGGUUCCAUAUUUGGAUUUCAACCAUCUGGAUUUUAUGUAUGGCAUCAACAUCGACAGGCUGACUGAGGAAACUUUGAAAAAUAUUGACGCUGCUGUUGGAUUCAGUGGCGGAAAUAUUUAGCUCUGGAUAGUCUGGAACUUGUCUGGUGCCAAACUUUUACUGCCUGGAUUUUUUGUUAAUAUAACUUAGUGCUAUUGGGCGUA